GGUGUACCGUAACUCGACUCGGGGCCUCGGGCACGCUCCUCCUACUCCUUCCCGUUUCCCUGGGAGGCGGAGGCGGCCUGGCCUGAACACGAACCUUUCGCGAGCCGCCGCCGAUCUGCUCCUCCUGACCGCGUAGCCAUGAGGCUCCUCCUCCUCGCCGCCUUCGUCCUCUGGGCGGCGGCGGCGGCGGCGUCCAUGCCACCCCUCGACACCCUCGGCAUCCCCCCGCAAGACGAGGCGUACUACAGGGGCGGCGUGAUCAAGUGCAGGGACGGAUCGGGCAGGUUCACCAGGGACAAGCUCAACGAUGACUUCUGCGACUGCCCCGACGGUACCGACGAGCCUGGGACAUCGGCGUGCCCGGAGGGGAAAUUCUACUGCAAGAAUGCAGGCCAUACUCCAAUCACGAUCUUCUCAUCUCGAGUGAAUGACGGUAUUUGCGAUUGCUGUGAUGGGAGUGAUGAAUACGAUAGCAAUGUCACCUGUAAGAAUACUUGCUGGGAGGCUGGCAAGGCGGCAAGGGAGAAUUUGAAGAAGAAAGUGGCUACCUACAAAAGUGGUGCCAUUAUUCGGAAACAGGAAGUUGAAAGGGCAAAAGAGGCAUUAGCUAAAGAUGAAGCGGAGUUAGCAAAAUUGAAGGGUGAAGAGAAAUUACUCCAAGGGCUUGUUGACAAGCUCAAAGAGCAAAAGAGAUUAAUAGAGAAGGCAGAGGAAGAAGUGCGCUUAAGAAAAGAGAAGGAAGAAAAGAGACUAAAAGAUGAAGCUGAAAAGCAAGCCGCUGAUGAGAAGAAAGCACCAGAUGCUUCUCAGGGAGUAGAUUCUAAGGAAACUGAUGGGCAUGUCCAAGAAGAUGAAAGCAAGGUUACUGAACAACAUGAUGGACAUGCCACCAACCAUGAUAAUCAUGCACCGGAAAGUGAGACAUCUGUUGAGCAGCAUGGUUCUGGAAGCCAAGAUGAUAAUAGCAUUGAAGUUGGAACUGUAGAUGGAUCACCGCCGAAGGAGUCUGCAGCACCUACCAAAGAGCAGGAUCCUAGUUCUGACAAUCCUGAGGGUUUAUCAAGGGAGGAGUUAGGUCGUCUGGUAGCUUCUCGUUGGACUGGAGAAAAUGCAAAUGAGGUUAGUAAAGAGGAUAAGCAGGGGCAUGAUGAUGAGUAUGAAAUACCGGAACCUGCGGAAGAAGCACUUGAAGAUGAAUUAGAAAUACCAGAACCUGCAGAAGAAAAUUAUGCUGGUUAUCGUUCAGAAGUUGAGGAUGACAGGCACAAAUUUGAUGAUGAAGAGUAUGACAAUGAAUCAGAAGAUGAAUAUGUUGAUGAUCAUGAGAUUCAUGACGAACAUGUUGAAUCUUAUAAAUCUGAUGAUGAUCGGGAAGGUGAUCACCAUUCAGAUGUAACUGCAUCAGGACAAUCAUCAUGGCUGGACAAGAUUCAGCAAACUGUACAAAAUGUUUUCCAAAAAUUCAACUUUUUCAAGACCCCUGUGGAUUUAUCAGAGGCUUCUGGUGUUCGAAAGGAGUAUGAUGAUGCGAGCUCAAAGCUUUCAAAAAUUCAGUCUAAGAUAUCCACACUAACCGAGAAGCUAAAACACGAUUUUGGUAACGAGAAGGAGUUCUAUUACUUUUACGAUCAGUGCUUUGAGACCAAGGAGGGCAAGUAUCUUUACAAGGUCUGCCCAUACAAGAAAGCUUCACAAGCUGAAGGACACAGUUCCACUAACCUGGGGCGCUGGGACAAAUUUGAAGAAACCUAUAGAGUAAUGCGAUUUUCGAACGGGGACAGAUGCUGGAAUGGUCCUGACCGAAGCCUAAAGAUUAGGCUUAGAUGUGGGUUGAGUAAUGAGCUUAAUGAUGUCGAUGAGCCGAGCAGAUGCGAGUAUGCCGCUGUGUUGUCAACUCCCGCACUUUGCUCUGAAGAGAAGCUGAAGGAGCUACAAAACAAACUUGAUGCCAUGUCUUCAAACCAGCCCGACCAUGAUGAGCUCUAGACUAUUCUGGUCUGAUGGCAUAAUAAAAUAUCAUCAGGAAGCAUAACCCUCACAGUUAGUUCAUAACCAUAAGAGAGGUUGAGAAGGCGUAUGAAGUUAUGAACAGAAAAGGACAAAGCUGGAGUUCUUAAAUGGUUCAGAUCGCCACCUAGGCAACGUUAACUUGGCUAGGUUUUUUUUUUUUUUUUUUUUUUUGGGGAUCUGAAUGGUAGGAUGUUGCAAUAUUCCGCCUCAUCCAGAUUUGUUGGUAGAGGCAGCUGCAACUGAGCUCUUCUUUUUUGUUUGACAAUUUAUCUAGCUAUUUAGGUAAAGAUGCUAGACUGUUGUUAGAGAUGAAAAGGGACUUGUCCCGUUC
This is a messenger RNA of Phragmites australis (common reed), 2341 nucleotides long. Its product is annotated as glucosidase 2 subunit beta-like. Gene Ontology annotation, molecular function: protein binding. The transcript is spliced from 16 exons. NCBI's taxonomy places the organism in Eukaryota, Viridiplantae, Streptophyta, Magnoliopsida, Poales, Poaceae. Gene Ontology annotation, biological process: N-glycan processing. The record is from RefSeq and is a predicted model, not a curated record. Gene Ontology annotation, cellular component: glucosidase II complex. The coding region runs from base 139 to 1986 and encodes 615 amino acids.